Molecule: messenger RNA, 1293 nt
Organism: Saccoglossus kowalevskii
Lineage: Eukaryota; Metazoa; Hemichordata; Enteropneusta; Harrimaniidae
Product: four-jointed box protein 1-like
Biological process (GO): cell-cell signaling
Source: RefSeq, a predicted model, not a curated record
AUGGCAAGAAUACACCUACGAAUUCCAUUGUUUUUAUCGAGGAGGCGAGCCGCGAUUCUGAAAAGCGUUCCAUCUGUAAUUGUUCUAACAAUCGUGCUAUACGUUGUUUUCAACGUCGCAUCUUCAAUCGGGUCAAGGUUCGACGACGUGGGUGAACAAUCUAUAAAACAUGAUGUUGAAAAGGAACCUGGUGUUGACCGUGUAUUUGUAGAGCCGCCGCCGACAAACGCCAAACCACGAGAGAAACAAGACAAUAUUCGGUAUGUAGGGGAUAUAGCUAUAGUCGAAGAUAGUAUUUACUGGUCGCAGGCAGUGGAAGAUUUGAUACCUACAGGUGUUACCGAUGAAGAUAUUAAUAAAAAGAAUACGUUGAAAAAUCUCUCCGCCAAAAAAUUGGUACAGAUGUCAGACGAUGGCAGACGCUGGAUGGCUAUAUUGUCAGACGAUAGUCAGUAUAUUGCACGCCAGGUGAACUGUGAGCUGAGAUCCGAACUUCUUGCAUUUCAUUUAUCUCAAUUGAUGGGCAUGGAUAGCGUCCCCUUCGCCACGCUCUCUAAGAUAAAUCUUAAUUCCGGGCUAUGGAAAGGCGUACAGGUCGAGAAAAAAGAGAAGAAACCUAGCAGUAAACGAAUGCCUGAUCCACCCACAGAUGGAGAUAUUGUAUCGCUCACACAGUGGAUAGAAGGCCUGAAAAAAGGUCCUAUGCUUCCAGGAAUCCUUUUAGACCGUAUUUACAGGGCCAUUGGAGAGCCCCUCUUUGCAGAUGACAUUUAUCUGGAAUACCUGUCUAAGGAGGAGAUCACUCAACUUGUACAAUGGACCGAUAUGAUAUUAUUUGAUUAUAUCAAUGUUAACUAUGAUAGAUCCUUUCCAUGGCUAAUAAUACACGGUCCGUCAUCGCAACAACCAACCAACAAUGUCUAUAGAAUAGGCUACGGAAUUGAAAAGUUGUACUUCUCAAAUCAUGCGCAAACAUUCGUGUGGUCUUACGCCCCCUUUCCAUCGGACCCAAGAAUACGUGAGCACCACGACCUCAUGUUGCACUCCAGCUGUAUAUUUAGGAAAUCGGUCGCUGACAAAAUAGCGGAGAUGAACACCCACGAAAAUCCCGUCAAACUUUUGCUAGAUAGAGUAAACGCCGAAGAACCUUUGGCAAAUAUCACGGAGCCUGUCCCAGGGUGCUUUGUUGAUGACGUCAAGUUUGGUAAAAUACUACAAAAAAGGCUAAGUGAGAUUAAUACUUGGAUAACGAGUUGUAAAGACGAUUACGAUAGAAGAAAACGACAGGUGUGA